UUUUAAUUAUUAUUGCGAUGAAACCGGUGUUUAGAACAGUUAAAAAAUUACCAGACGAGUCUCUUACGUAUACAAAUUGCGUAUACGUCAACAGGGAGCUCUAUGAAAAUCUGAGAUCAGAGUCCAUAAUGGCCUAUGCUACGAUAGAAGGGAUGGUUUUUUGCGCCAAAUUCCACGAACUGGCAACUGAGAAGGAUAUUUUCAUGAACAGCUGCGCGAGGGAACUUAUCAAAGUCUCAGUAGGCCAGGGCGUAACAGUGUCUUCCGAGUCCAAUCACACCGGAAACUCGAGAAAUUUCGAUAUCUCCGCCAAAUACCCACCCGCACAUCGCAUCAAAUUCAAUGUCUCACACUUCAAACCACAAAAUAAAGAGAUACCGUUGUUGGAGUUUGAGAAGUUGUCGUCACAGGUGAAGAAGAUGUUUAAUGAGCACGUUUUGCACUAUGACCAAUCGUUGCCGCUGCUGCUGGACAGGUCACAGCUUCGGCUCAAGGUGUGUAACUUGUACUUGGACUCUGGUGACGAGCAUUCGUUUAACUUGGCAAUUAAGGCGAGGCUGUGUUCGGACACUGAGUUGGAAUUUGGCUACACGACAAUCGAGGGCACAGAGCUUAAGAUCCCAAAGACCCAGAGCAUAUUUAAACCCAAUUUCAAAUUUGAGGAGCUGGGAAUUGGAGGCUUAGACAACGAAUUCGCGGACAUUUUCAGGAGAGCAUUCGCAUCCAGAAUUUACCCGCCAGAACUCCUCAAGGAACUCGGAAUCUCACACGUCAAAGGCCUCCUACUCUACGGACCACCCGGAACCGGUAAAACACUAAUCGCCAGACAAAUCUCCAAAGCUCUCAACUGCACCAAACUCAAGACGGUGAAUGGUCCGGAGAUAAUGAGUCGUUUUUUUGGUCAGUCUGAGGAGAAUGUGCGGAAUUUAUUUUUGGACGCGGAGAACGAAUAUGCGCGAAUGGGUGACCGGUCCGGCCUGCACAUUAUCAUAUUCGAUGAAAUCGACUCCAUAUGCCAAAGGAGAGGAUCCGACACUUCCGGCACAGCCGCGAGGGACAGUAUAGUGAACCAGCUACUGUCGAAGAUUGACGGAGUCGACUCGUUAAACAAUAUUCUGUUGAUUGGCAUGACGAAUCGGCUGGACAUGAUAGACGAGGCGUUGUUGAGGCCUGGGCGGUUUGAGGUGCACAUAGAAGUGGGACUACCAGACGAAAACGGCAGGCAACAGAUACUUAAAAUACACACCAAAGUAAUGAGGGAAUCCAAACGACUCUCAAACGACGUCGAUCUCAACCACGUCGUCAAACAAACCAAAAAUUACUCCGGAGCUGAACUCGAAGGUUUGGUGAAGUGUGCGGUGAGUUAUGCGAUACAGCGUCAUGUUGAUGGUAGUGACUUGAGUAGGCCGAAGAACAUUGACCAGAUAAUAGUGAACCAGAACGACUUUGAGUCAGCGUUGUUGGAGGUUAAGCCUGCGUACGGCGUGGACUCCGUAAACUUAAACACAUUCUCAAGGCAUGGAAUUAUCCCGUUUGGGAGUAAAUUCCAGGAGGUUUUGGAAACUUGCAUAACCCUGGCAAAACAAGUGUCAAAAUCCGACAAGACACCCGUGCUCUCAGUGCUCUUACACGGACCCGUAGGGUCCGGGAAAUCAGCACUAGCAGCACACGUAGCAUCAAUCGCAGCUUUCCCAUUCGUCAAAGUCAUCUCACCAGAAUCUUACAUCGGACUCUCAGAGUUGGCGAAGGUGAAUGCGAUACAUAAGGCGUUUGAUGAUGCGCAUAAGACACCGCAGUCGUUGAUAAUUUUGGAUAACAUUGAGCGGUUGAUAGAUUACUCGCCGAUUGGCCCUAGGUUCAGCAAUAACAUACUCCAGUGCCUUUUAAUUCUAAUUAAAAAGGCGCCGGAACACCAGAGACGCAUUUUCGUUAUCGGCACCACCUCAGAAGAAGAGUUCAUGGAAAUGGCGAACGUGACGGAGGCGUUUACAGUGUCCACGCAGGUGCCACUUGUCACAGGCCCAAACGAGAUCAUCCAGGCACUCAGCGGAGUCAAACUUCAAGACCUCACAUUCACACAAGAAGAAAUUUAUCUCGUGGCAAAUUCGGGGAAGGUGCCGGAGAUUGGGAUUAAGCACCUGCUCCUGGCGCUGGAAAUCGCAAUUCAAAAGACCAUCGAACUUGGAACGAGUUACAUAUCGAGUGGUACGUUUUUGGAGAGUUUGGAGGCGUGUGGUUACUUGUAAUAUUAUAAAUGUGUAUA
Theileria parva strain Muguga is the source of this 2263-nucleotide messenger RNA. It is a transcript of the gene sec18, whose product is annotated as ATPase family associated with various cellular activities (AAA) family protein. NCBI's taxonomy places the organism in Eukaryota, Apicomplexa, Aconoidasida, Piroplasmida, Theileriidae. Gene Ontology annotation, biological process: SNARE complex disassembly; intra-Golgi vesicle-mediated transport; Golgi to plasma membrane protein transport. Gene Ontology annotation, molecular function: ATP hydrolysis activity; ATP binding. The record is from RefSeq and is a predicted model, not a curated record. The transcript is spliced from 14 exons. The coding region runs from base 18 to 2246 and encodes 742 amino acids. Gene Ontology annotation, cellular component: Golgi stack.